UGCGGCCCCCGGCCUGGUGCUGACGGGGGGGUUCGACACCCUGCUGCGUCUCUGGAGGGUCGACGUGCCCGACGUGAACGGGCAGCUGCUGCAGGAGGUCGAAGGUCACCGCAGCUUCAUCAACUCACUCUGCUUCGACCCCACAGGACGCAGGAUGUUCUCUGCUGAUAACUCAGGCCUGAUCCUGGUGUGGAAGACGACAGGAAGUGAAGGAAAGAAGAGUCUGCUGAGUCAGCGCUGGGUGGUGGAGAAGGAGAUCUCAGAGAGCGACCUGCUCGGCGUCCCCAUCAACAAACUGCAGCUGCAUCCCAACGGACGCUGCCUGCUGAUCCACGCCAGAGACAGCGUGCUCCGGGUGAUGGACCUGCGCAUCCUGGCGGUGAAGCGCUACAUCGGGGCCACGAACUACCGAGAGAGGCUCUGCAGCACCUUCACCCCCUGUGGGAGCUUCCUGUUUUCAGGCAGCGAGGACGGCAUGGCCUACGUCUGGAACACCGACACCGGAGACCAGCUGGCGGUGUACUCGGAGCUGAGUUUCUCCACCGCGCUGCACGGGGUCUGCUUUCACCCCCACGAAAACAUGGUGGCCUUCAGUGCCUUCGGACAGGAGCAGCUGAUCCACCUCUACCUGCACGACCGCACAGUGUCCCAGCUGGAGGGCCAGAGUCUGAAGGCCAGCAGCAGGUCGUCCUCUGCAGACCCCCGGACCCCCCCCCCCCCCCCCCUGCAGGACUCCAUGGAUCAGCUGAUCCUCACCACCAGGCUGGCUCUGAAGAUGCAGAGCGUCAAGCAGCAGCUCGACUCUGUGCUGGAGACUCCUCGGUCCUCUCUGUCCGGACACAACGAGCCAGAUAAAAUGAGCUUCAUUCACUCAGGGAGGAGCUUCACCCCUGACUCUGUCACAACGGGGUUAAACUCUUCGCUGCCCCCCCCCUCCUUCCUCUCUCCUCACGCCAAACUGCAGAUCUCUGGAUCUGUGGCCGAGACGCUGAUCCCUCUGGCCUCGCUCAGCACUCAGCAGCGAGGCUUCAGUCCAGUGGGUCAGCGUCUGAGAGGAGCCCCGUCCUCCAGGCUGCACACGAGCGUCUCGGACCGUGUCUCUGCAGGAGGACAUGUCUCUGCAGGAGGACAUGAGACAGAGUCAGCUGAUCAACAGGUGGUGGUGUCUCUGUACGACUACAGGGCGUCCCGCUCUGACGAGCUAACGCUGCGCCGCGGGGACGAGGUCCAGGUCCUCUUCAGGGACAACGAGAACUGGUGGUUCGGGCGGCUGUCUGACGGACAGCAGGGAUACUUCCUGUCCUCAUACGUCUCCGACCAGAGAGACGAGGAGGGGGCUCCGGCUGCUGAGGAGACCGAGAGGAAGACUCCCACCAGGGUGUCUGCUGCCAUCAGUUCCUCCGGAGAGCUCCGCUUCCUGUCAGAGACAAACGACACAGAGCCAGAGACACAGGACACCAGAGUGAGGAGGAAGAAGAGGGUGAAGAAGGCGGGACUUCCUGCUUCAGACGCUCCUCAGGAGAUGAGCAGGAGGAGAGGAAGAUCAACAGACAGUCCUCUGGCUCACAGACACUCAGGAGGACACAGCAACGCUGCCUUCACUCCAGACACGUAGACUCCAGACACGUACAGACACGUAGACUCCAGACACGUACAGACACGUAGACUCCAGGCACGUACAGACACGUAGACUCCAGAGACGUACAGACACGUAGACUCCAGACACGUACAGACACGUAGACUCCAGAGACGUACAGACACGUAGACUCCAGACACGUACAGACACGUAGACUCCAGACACGUACAGACACGUAGACUCCAGACACGUACAGACACGUAGACUCCAGACACGUACAGACACGUAGACUCCAGACACGUACAGACACGUAGACUCCAGACACGUACAGACACGUAGACUCCAGACAUGUACAGACACGUAGACUCCAGACACGCACAGACACGUAGACUCCAGACACGUACAGACACGUAGACUCCAGAGACGUACAGACACGUAGACUCCAGACACGUAGACUCCAGACACGUACAGACACGUAGACUCCAGAGACGUACAGACACGUAGACUCCAGGCACGUACAGACACGUACAGACACGUAGACUCCAGACACGUACAGACACGUAGACUCCAGGCACGUACAGACACGUAGACUCCAGGCACGUACAGACACGUAGACUCCAGGCACGUACAGACACGUAGACUCCAGGCACGUACAGACACGUAGACUCCAGACACGUACAGACACGUAGACUCCAGGCACGUACAGACACGUAGACUCCAGGCACGUACAGACACGUAGACUCCAGGCACGUACAGACACGUAGACUCCAGGCACGUACAGACACGUAGACUCCAGGCACGUACAGACACGUAGACUCCAGGCACGUACAGACACGUAGACUCCAGACACGUACAGACACGUAGACUCCAGACACGUACAGACACGUAGACUCCAGACACGUACAGACACGUAGACUCCAGACACGUACAGACACGUAGACUCCAGACACGUACAGACACGUAGACUCCAGACACGUACAGACACGUAGACUCCAGACACGUACAGACACGUAGACUCCAGACACGUACAGACACGUAGACUCCAGACACGCACAGACACGUAGACUCCAGGCACGUACAGACACGUAGACUCCAGGCACGUACAGACACGUAGACUCCAGAGACGUACAGACACGUAAACUCCAGAGACGUACAGACACGCAGACUCCAGACACGUACAGACACGUAGACUCCAGAGACGUACAGACACGUAGACUCCAGGCACAUACAGACACGUACAGACACGUAGACUCCAGACACGUACAGACACGUAGACUCCAGGCACGUACAGACACGUAGACUCCAGACACGUACAGACACGUAGACUCCAGGCACGUACAGACACGUAGACUCCAGGCACGUACAGACACGUAGACUCCAGGCACGUACAGACACGUAGACUCCAGAGACGUACAGACACGUAAACUCCAGAGACGUACAGACACGCAGACUCCAGACACGUACAGACACGUAGACUCCAGAGACGUACAGACACGUAGACUCCAGGCACAUACAGACACGUACAGACACGUAGACUCCAGACACGUACAGACACGUAGACUCCAGGCACGUACAGACACGUAGACUCCAGGCACGUACAGACACGUAGACUCCAGACACGUACAGACACGUAGACUCCAGGCACACUUGCCCUGCAGCUGUUCUUAUUUCUGACGUCAGUAUGUUGUGUGAAUACAGAUUCAUGAAUGGACUGUAAAGACGUGCUGAUGAAAUGAUUCAUAAAGAGUUGAGUAAUUCAAAGGUAUGUUUAUCAUAUUGAUCCACCUGCAGGAGGUGAGAGGGUCAGGGCGGCUGAUGGUCUAAACUCUGAAAUAUAUGUUCACAUGUUGCCGUUGGGCAGAUUUAUGAAGUGUGUACAUGUUACCGCUGAUAUAGAGAAACUAGAUGUAUGUCCUCAGCCUGUCAGAGAUUACUCCUCUUCCUCACAGAUAUGCAUUUGUAAAGUACAUCAUGUGAAGGCACAGGUUUGAUAUCAGACUUGUUUUUAUAAUAAAAACACUUGAAAGCGA
Molecule: messenger RNA, 3606 nt
Organism: Gymnodraco acuticeps
Lineage: Eukaryota; Metazoa; Chordata; Actinopteri; Perciformes; Bathydraconidae
Gene: ahi1
Product: Abelson helper integration site 1
Biological process (GO): motile cilium assembly
Cellular component (GO): ciliary basal body
Molecular function (GO): protein binding
Source: RefSeq, a predicted model, not a curated record